This is a messenger RNA of Umbelopsis ramanniana AG, 1606 nucleotides long. Its product is annotated as translation elongation factor EF-1 alpha. The coding region runs from base 75 to 1451 and encodes 458 amino acids. The transcript is spliced from 3 exons. Gene Ontology annotation, biological process: translational elongation; translation. Gene Ontology annotation, molecular function: GTP binding; GTPase activity; translation elongation factor activity. The record is from RefSeq and is a predicted model, not a curated record. Lineage: Eukaryota; Fungi; Mucoromycota; Umbelopsidomycetes; Umbelopsidales; Umbelopsidaceae.
UUUUCGUUGGAAAGAAUAAGUGAGUCAAUCGCUGCGGCGCCAAAGUCGAUCUUUCUGUAACUUUUUAAUCUACCAUGGGUAAGGAAAAGACUCACGUUAACGUCGUCGUCAUUGGUCACGUCGAUUCCGGCAAGUCCACCACUACUGGACAUUUGAUCUACAAGUGCGGUGGUAUUGACAAGCGUACCAUCGAGAAGUUCGAGAAGGAAGCCGCUGAACUCGGUAAGGGUUCCUUCAAGUAUGCCUGGGUUCUUGACAAGCUUAAGGCUGAACGUGAGCGUGGUAUCACCAUUGAUAUUGCUCUCUGGAAGUUCGAGACUCCCAAGUACCACGUUACCGUCAUUGAUGCCCCCGGACAUCGUGAUUUCAUCAAGAACAUGAUUACUGGUACUUCCCAGGCCGAUUGCGGUGUUCUUAUCAUUGCUGCUGGUACUGGUGAAUUCGAAGCUGGUAUCUCCAAGGAUGGUCAAACCCGUGAGCACGCUCUUCUCGCUUUCACCCUCGGUGUCCGCCAACUGAUCGUUGCCAUCAACAAGAUGGACACCACCAAGUGGUCUGGUGACCGUUAUGACGAAAUCGUCAAGGAAGUUUCCUCCUUCAUCAAGAAGAUUGGUUUCAACCCCAAGUCCGUUCCUUUCGUCCCCAUCUCCGGAUGGCACGGUGAUAACAUGUUGGAGGAAUCCACCAACAUGCCCUGGUUCAAGGGUUGGACCAAGGAAACCAAGGCUGGUUCCAAGUCUGGCAAGACCCUUCUUGAGGCUAUUGAUGCCAUCGACCCCCCUACCCGUCCCACCGACAAGCCCCUUCGUCUUCCUCUUCAGGAUGUCUACAAGAUCGGUGGUAUCGGUACAGUUCCCGUCGGUCGUGUCGAGACUGGUAUCAUCAAGGCUGGUAUGGUUGUCACUUUCGCCCCCACCAUGGUCUCCACUGAAGUCAAGUCCGUCGAAAUGCACCACGAACAGCUCGUUGAGGGUGUUCCCGGUGACAACGUUGGUUUCAACGUAAAGAACGUUUCCGUCAAGGAUAUCCGUCGUGGUAACGUCUGCUCUGACUCCAAGAACGACCCCGCCAAGGAAGCCGGUUCCUUCACCGCUCAGGUCAUCGUUCUUAACCACCCCGGUCAAAUCGGUGCUGGAUACGCUCCCGUCCUCGAUUGCCACACUGCUCACAUUGCCUGCAAGUUCGCUGAGCUCGUUGAGAAGAUCGAUCGUCGUUCCGGUAAGAAGCUCGAAGACAACCCCAAGUUCGUCAAGUCCGGUGACUCCGCUAUCGUCAAGAUGGUUCCUUCCAAGCCUAUGUGCGUUGAAGCUUACACUGACUAUCCUCCUCUUGGUCGUUUCGCUGUCCGUGAUAUGCGUCAAACUGUCGCUGUCGGUGUCAUCAAGGCCGUUGAGAAGGUUGACAAGGCCACCAAGGCCACCAAGGCUGCUGUCAAGGCUGGCAAGAAAUAAGCUCAUUCGCCACCACCAACAACCACUUAAAAAAAUAGCACAUCAAAGCCAUUUCACCCAAUCCUUAGUUUUAAUGAACUGUUGCCCUGUCUAGAGUAUUGUGAUUUAGCACUUGUGCUGUUUGUUUCAAAUACAAUUGUUCUAUUACAUCAAAC